AUGGAGCAGCCUCGCCCCAUGAUGCCAUCCCCCGUCUACGGGUAUGAGCACCCGGGCAGCAACACCAACACAUCCUCCCACGGCGGCCAUGGCAGGAGGCCACAGCACAGCCUGUCCCGUCAGCCCCUGAGGGACACCACGGGCAACGCCCAGCACAUCACCAACGGCCUCGGAUCCCUCUCACAAACAGCCGCACCGUCGUCCUGUCGCCCGGUGCCGACGCUGGGCCUCUUCUCGCCGUCGCUGCCGCCGUCCAUCCCCACCCCCGUCGUGCCCUCGCAGGCCGGCUCCAUCUUCCGCAAUGGCGGCAUGGGCAUGGGAGGCAUGGCCGGCAUGGGCAUGAAGACGCGCGCCGAGCACCUCCGCCUCGCGAGGCGGUCGAGGCAGGACAUCAACCCCAUCUACUUCACGCCCGAGUUCCGUCCCUACAGGGACAAGCAGGACCAGAAGGACCCCAAUGAGAAGCAGAUCUGGCCUCGCGUCCUGGAGGAUGCGUUCCUUGACUCACUCCUCAUCAUCCCUCACAUGGGAAGGAAAAAGUAUAGCAUGCAAGGCAAGCAGUUUGGGCGCAACAUGCUCAUCAGCGAGUACCUCUGGAUUGCCUACUGCUGCAGCUUGCAGCCUGGACAGAAGACCGAGGAGCGCAAGCGCAAGCAGGAUGCUGACAAGAGCGAGGCUCGUCUGAAGGACAGCAACUCUGAGAUUGCCUCCUUCAAGGACAACCCAGUCCUCAUAGCUCUCUCCGAGGGUCGUCUGCCUGACGUUCGUCCUAACUAUGAGUACUUCUCCCAGAUCCUUGCCAUGGACUCCAUGGUCGUCAUGCGCCCCAAGACGUGCUGGAUCUUUGUCUCCUCCCAGUGUGUCACCAUGGAUGAGAACACGGGUGAAGCCUUUGACAGUAACGGCAAGGCCCUCAACGCCGAUGCCUACCCUCACCUUGAGAAGAACCUCAACAAGGAGUCUGACAGCAGCCUGAACCGGGGUCUCAGCAGCGGCAGCGUUCUUCUCCAUGAGUACAACCGCGAACUGGCGCAAAAGGAGGCCGCUGCGGCGACUGAGAUUGACCAGGAAUGGGAGACACGCUUCCCGUCUCUCCACCGUAGCCUCGAAGCUGCCACUGCUGAGAACCGAUGGCUCGACAUGCUGGAGAUGACCGUCACUCUUGAGCUGCACCCUCGCAGCAAUUUCCCGUCGGGCUCCGAACUCAAUGGCUUUGUCGAAUUGAACAUUGCUCAGCCCCAGCUUCAGAACCACCGAUGGAAGUGCAUCACCAGGCUGCAGCGUCCCGAGGAGUUGUGCCGCGCUGGCGACGGCGAGCCUCUGAUCGUCGAGCAGACGAGCGAGGUCGGUGUGCAAUACACGCACCGCCCUGGUUGCAACGGUGCCGAUAGCUCCCGCGGUCCUGAGUGCGACUGCCGCACACGGACUCGUCAGGACGUCCGCGUCCCCUUCCCGGCUGCCGAGUGGGCGAGCAUCCUUAGCAAUUGCGCCACCUACCUCCAGGAGCCCAUCGACGCCAAGAUCAAGAGCGAGGGUCUCAGCAGUGAAGAGGUCAAGGCCGCCGAGCAGGCCGCACUUGAGUCGGAGCGCACCACAUCGGAACUCAUCCAGCAGAUCGCCAUGUUCCAGGAGCUUUGGUCCGCACCCCCUGACGGCUCGGCCGACCGCCGUAAGUGGACGCGUCGCGGCGUGAUCCUGUGGAAGUUCCGCACCGUCCACGCCUUUGAUGACAAGUGGAACCCCAUCUACGAGAAGCCGACUAGCACCAGCAAGGGCCGCAAGCCUACUGACACUGACGGUGAAGAAACCUCGUCAUCGGGUCGCCGUUCCAACCGUGGCAAACGUGUGUACCACCCUCCGGGAACAACAUGGCGUUUCCUCACGGCCCUGGACCCCAUCUCGCCGGCUCACCAGCAAAAUGUCUGCGUCAACCCUGGCAACAAUGCCAUUCCCAGCCGUGACAUGAUCAUGGCACCGACCCCUGGAUAUGCGCACCACUUGACGGCAACCAUGAGCGAGAACCUCAACGCGGCGUGGGACCCAACCCAUCUCCCUGGCCAGCUCCCAUGGAGCGGGUGGGAUUCUAACGCGGAAGCCAACAAGUCCGCGCCGGCACCGCAGUCUCAACAACAGCACUGGCAGAGCGAGAACCAACGCAGUGCUCGCGCCAAUUGGUCGAUCGACCCGAAUGGUAGCAAGGACAACAGCCAACUCUGGAAUCAACAGGGCUGGGCUCAAGCCGUGUCUGCGGCGGCUGCAGUCACGGGGGCCGAUGGCCGUACGGGAUGGUCCUCCGUCGACCAACGCGUGUUGCCUUCCCUGGAUCAGAUCAGCCCCCUCAAGAGCAUGGCAGGACGCAAGCGAGCGCGAUCUAAUAGUCUCGACAUGGAGAACCGCGAGAACUUCCCCGCGACGGCCAUUCAGAAGCUUGUACACCACGGCACGGGACCAGCGGGGUAUGAUGAUGGCAGUCACGCCCACCACCGUUGGGAGUAG
Molecule: messenger RNA, 2496 nt
Organism: Verticillium alfalfae VaMs.102
Lineage: Eukaryota; Fungi; Ascomycota; Sordariomycetes; Glomerellales; Plectosphaerellaceae
Exons: 4
Coding region: 1-2496 (831 amino acids)
Biological process (GO): regulation of transcription by RNA polymerase II
Cellular component (GO): transcription regulator complex
Molecular function (GO): DNA-binding transcription factor activity, RNA polymerase II-specific; RNA polymerase II cis-regulatory region sequence-specific DNA binding
Source: RefSeq, a predicted model, not a curated record